CUCAACUCCACUGUUUUCUGUAUCUUGAGAAGAAAAUGGCUAGCGAGCAAGUGAAGGUGAUCGGCGCAUGGGCGAGUCCUUUUGUGAUGAGGCCAAGGGUUGCUCUGAACCUCAAGUCUAUUCCCUACGAGUUCCUGGAAGAGACGUUUGGUUCCAAGAGCGAGUUGCUUCUUAAAUCAAACCCGGUUCAGAAGAAGAUUCCAGUUCUGCUUCAUGGUGACAAACCGGUUUGUGAGUCUAGCAUCAUCGUUGAGUAUAUCGAUGAGACUUGGAGCACAUCUGGACCGUCCUUGCUACCUUCCACUCCUUAUGACCGAGCCAUCGCUCGCUUUUGGGCUUCCUACCUUGACGAAAAGUGGUUCCGGUCUCUAAGAAGUAUCCUAAAAGCUGAGGGAGAAGAAGAGAAGAAAGCAGCGAUAGCUCAAGUGGAAGAAGAGAACUCGUUCAUCGAGAAGGCCUUCAUUGAUUGCAGCAAAGGAAAAGCGUUCUUCAACGGUGAACACAUCGGUUACCUUGACAUUGCGUUUGGGUCCUUCUUGGGUUGGUUGAGAGCCACCGAGUUGCUAUCUGGUCAUAAACUUGUUGAUGAGGCCAAGACUCCUUCUCUGUCCAAAUGGGCUGAACAGUUCUGUAAUGAUCCUGCUGUCAAACCUGUCAUGCCCGACACUGCUAAGCUAGCUGAGUUCGCUAAGAAGAUAUUCGCCAAGCCCCCGGCCUAAGCUGAUGGUUUUGGUGGUCCUUGUGGUUUUGUGUGUUGAGUUCUUGCAAUAAUAAAAUAAGAGUGAUAAUACUCAUUUAUUUAUGUUUUCAUUUUGGUGUUGCUAAGUGUAUUUUGAAUGUUAAGUUUGUAUCAGACUUUGGUGAAUGAAGUAAUUUUAUUUAUGUUGAUUGAGAAG
Molecule: messenger RNA, 896 nt
Organism: Eruca vesicaria subsp. sativa (arugula)
Lineage: Eukaryota; Viridiplantae; Streptophyta; Magnoliopsida; Brassicales; Brassicaceae
Source: the annotation of a GenBank genome assembly